AUGUCGGCCACUCACACGAGUCUGGACGCAGCCUCAGUCGAUCGCAAAGCCCGCCUAGCCAAACUUGCCUCUCUCAAACGCAAACAACCCACCAACGAAGAAGCUGUGCAAGAAGAACAAGAAGGCCAGAAUUAUCAACCUUCCAAAACCGACGCUUAUCUGUCUGGCCGGAAUUACGAUGUGGCUACCAAAGGCGCGAAACUUGGGUUUGAAACCAACCCAUCCGCUGGUGCUGAGACUCUAGAGGCCCAGGCAGAGCGCAUAGCCACUGCUACUGCCGAACAAGCAGCCAAGGAUGAAGCCGAAGCGGAGAAGGGUAUUGAUCUGUUCAAGCUCCAGCCGAAGAAACCCAACUGGGACUUGAAACGAGAUCUCGCAGAAAAGAUGAAGAUUGUGGAUGUUCGAACGCAAAAUGCCAUUGCUCGAUUAGUGAGGGAAAGGAUAGAGAACGCAAAGAAGGAAGCCUUGAGUAAGGGGAGCACCUCAGACGGACAGCACGGCGAAGAGGUCGGCAUUGAAGGCAGCACCCUUGUCGAGAGUAUUCAUUUGCGUGAACAGGAAGAGCAAAGAGAAGCAGAACUGGAAGAAGAGGACCCUGAUGUGUCUUGA
This is a messenger RNA of Exophiala bonariae, 609 nucleotides long. RefSeq lists its product as uncharacterized. The record is from RefSeq and is a predicted model, not a curated record. Gene Ontology annotation, cellular component: U2-type spliceosomal complex; post-mRNA release spliceosomal complex. The transcript has a single exon. Lineage: Eukaryota; Fungi; Ascomycota; Eurotiomycetes; Chaetothyriales; Herpotrichiellaceae. The coding region runs from base 1 to 609 and encodes 202 amino acids.